AUGUCGCUUUCUGGUUCCUUCGCCAUGCCCGAUACGCCGGGCUCCGAUAAUGACGAUGUCGAUUCCCUCCCUUCCACCUCUACCGAAAGCUUCACAACCGAUGAUGACGAUUUCGAUGCGCAAAGGGAAUGGGAGCAGAGCUUAGAACAGUUACAACUACUCUUAACUAUGGUUUUGGUACCGUUUGCUGGGAAAUAUCUUGGCCGCAAGUUUGCCUACUGGAGUUGGGCACGAUAUAUGGAAUGGAUGCAUAAUGUUGAAAUCACAUGGACGAAUAAAACGGCAUUUAAAGCUUCAGGUGCAGUUGAAGCAGCGGCGACGCUUUGA
Molecule: messenger RNA, 327 nt
Organism: Daldinia childiae
Lineage: Eukaryota; Fungi; Ascomycota; Sordariomycetes; Xylariales; Hypoxylaceae
Exons: 2
Coding region: 1-327 (108 amino acids)
Biological process (GO): protein insertion into mitochondrial outer membrane; mitochondrial outer membrane translocase complex assembly
Cellular component (GO): mitochondrial outer membrane
Source: RefSeq, a predicted model, not a curated record